Dinoponera quadriceps is the source of this 5712-nucleotide messenger RNA. Its product is annotated as 1-phosphatidylinositol 4,5-bisphosphate phosphodiesterase-like. The record is from RefSeq and is a predicted model, not a curated record. Gene Ontology annotation, molecular function: phosphatidylinositol-4,5-bisphosphate phospholipase C activity; calcium ion binding. Gene Ontology annotation, biological process: lipid metabolic process; phosphatidylinositol-mediated signaling. Bases 1607 to 4915 code for a protein of 1102 amino acids. The transcript is spliced from 20 exons. NCBI's taxonomy places the organism in Eukaryota, Metazoa, Arthropoda, Insecta, Hymenoptera, Formicidae.
UGUCAACAGACGGUGCGGCACCGUCAGUUUCUUCCACCGCUCCUGGAAGGCGUCCGGCACCGGAGCGCGAGACCGCACGCGUAGACCUCCGUAUCCGGUGUUGCUCUUCCCGUUUCCUUCCCGGAGUGGAGAGUUCGGCGCGUGUGCUCGUCUGAUGUGUGGGCGAAGCCUCGUCGGCGGAGGAUGAGAUCACUGGCCGACGCUCCGCCGUCCGACGGAUAAUUCUCCACGCAGGCAGGCAGGGGACCGAUCGAGCCGUAAGACCGAUUUCGCAUCAGCGCGAGUUCGGGCGGACAUACGAGGGACGGUGCGAGCGCGCUCGCACGCGCUCGUACAGUCGACGUCAUAGACGCUCGCUUCGCGCGGUCACGAGACGCGUCACACGCACACGCGCACCGGCGCGACAUCCUUCGAUCCUUCCUUCCUUCCGGGUUGCCGUCGGACUUCCGGACAGCUGCUCCCUCGCGAUUCCGCCGAGUAACCGAGCGAUGUCACCUGCGCUGCGAAAUUACGAUCGCGGGCCCUCCCGCUGAAGAUUCAAACUCGCGGCGUCUCGCAACUGUCAGCCCCGGUGAUGACGGAUAUCAACGUCCGUCGUUUGCUUCCCUCCAAUUUCCCCCCGCUUGAAUCGAUGAAGCGAGAGGACGUUUGUAUUUAGCGCUACCUCCGACUAUCGGGACGGCAGGCGCCGUCCAAUUCGCUUCACCCGUGUGUCUACCUGCUUCGCAUACAGGGUGUACCAACGUGAAUGAGCUGGACGCCAUGUACCGAACGCGUUAUCGUUUCUUCCUUGCGCAGCAUUGCAUUAGCGCACUAAUUACCCGGAGCGUUGCGAGGAUGACCGCAGCUGUAAUUUAUACACGAAACACUCUCCCCUUUCUCUCUUCCACUACUCAAACUAGAUGAAAGCGAUCCGUGCCACCGUGGUGGUGGUUUACGAUAGUAGGAACGAAAUCUAGCGCGCGGAGAGACGCUUGAUAAAAGAACAAGUCGAUCGUUCGGUGAGCAUUAACUAGACCCACUGUACACGCACACCUUCGCAGGCAUCACGCGGCGUUCGCUCGCGCGCGUUCUUCCUCUCUCUUUCCUUCUCCCCUUCCUUUCUCUCUUUCUACGCCUUUUCAACUUCCCUCGCUUCUCCCGGUAACCACCGGUUCGCGUGUGCGUGCACAUGUACGGCUGCGUUCACGUGUGCGUACGCUCACGCGUGCUACUACGCGUAACAUACGCACAUUACGCGUCCCCGUGUUCGGCGACACACGUACACGCGAGCUGAAGCGACAGGCGUUACGAGGCGACGACUUGCUAAUUAGCAACGCCUUACUAUCACCGCGAGAUAAGCUGCGGAUAAGGCGUAUAUAAGACAGGUGCGAGGAGGAGGGGGGACACGACCCUGACUGCAGACUUCCCGAGGGAUUUUCGAGGUCAAGGGAACCCGGAGGCGCCGCUCUCGGUGAGGCGAAGCGAGAUGGAGGGAGAAUGAAGGAAAAGGCGCAGCCGCGAAUUAAAAUGAGCAAAUCAACCCGGAAGAGACGUUCUUAACAUUAACCGGGAAACGCCGUAUCUGGGCUGAGACUUUGCCGGAAGUCGGCGGAACGCCGCGGAGAUGACGAAGAAGUUCGAGUUCAACUGGCAGAUCGAGGUGCCGGAAGUGCUCCGCAGCGGUUGCGUGUUCGAUCGCUGGACCGAGGAAAAGGACAACACGGAAAUCGAGUUGAAUUGUCUGUUCAAGGUCGACGAAUAUGGCUUCUUUAUCUAUUGGCAGAGCGAGGGGAAGGACGGCGAUGUUGUGGAGUUGUGUCAAGUGAGCGACAUUAGGGCCGGAGGGAUCCCCAAGGACCCGAAGUUAUACGACAAGCUGUUCAGCAAGCACGGCGAACAGUUAGACGAAAAAAGUCUCACCAUCUGUUCCGGUGUCGAUUACACUAACAUCAAUUAUCAGCACGUCGUGUGUCCGGAUUCUGCCACAGCCAAGGUAUGGUUAGAUGGCGUUCGAUCGAUUACGCACAACGUCAAAGCGAACAACGUUUGCCCGCUCACGUGUCUGAAGAAACACUGGAUGCGACUGAGAAUGUUAGUGGACCCCAAUGGAAAAGUUCCGGUGAAAGUGGUCGCGAGAACUUUCGCAUCCGGUAAAACAGAAAAGCUAGUUUACCAAUGUCUCUCUGAUUUAGGCCUACCUAGCGGAAAGAACGACGUGAUAGAACCCGACGACUUCACUUUCGACGCUUUCUACGCGCUAUAUCACAAAAUAUGUCCAAGGAACGACAUAGAAGAAUUGUUUCAAUCUAUAACACAGGGUAAAGCUGACACGAUUAAUCUGGAGCAACUGAUUACUUUUCUCAACGAGAAGCAGAGAGAUCCGACCCUGAACGAAAUUCUCUAUCCCCUCUAUGAUGAGAAACGGGCGAUGGAGAUCAUCAAUGAUUACGAACAGAACGAGGUUGCUCGCAAUGAAAGAACAAUGACGAAAGACGGCUUCAUAAGGUACCUGAUGUCCGACGAGAACGCACCGGUUUUUCUCGACAGACUGGACGUUUAUAUGGAUAUGGACCAAUCCUUGGCGCACUACUAUAUCAAUUCGAGUCACAACACGUACCUGAGCGGACGACAAUUUGGCGGGAAGAGCAGCGUCGAAAUGUACAGACAGGUUCUACUCGCCGGAUGCAGAUGCGUCGAAUUGGACUGCUGGGACGGCAAAGGGGAAGACGAGGAGCCGAUAAUCACUCACGGCAAAGCUAUGUGCACCGAUAUUCUAUUCAAAGACGUCAUAUACGCGGUAAGAGACACGGCCUUCGUCACGUCGGAAUACCCGGUGAUUCUUAGCUUCGAAAAUCACUGCAGUAAAAAACAGCAAUACAAAUUGGCCAAGUACUGUGACGAGAUACUGGGCGACUUACUGUUGAAGGAACCACUGAAGGAAUAUCCGCUGGAGCUAGGAGUGCCGCUGCCGCCGCCCAGCAUGCUGAAACGCAAGAUUCUCAUUAAGAACAAGCGCCUAAAGCCCGAGGUCGAGAAGCAGGAAUUGGAGCUCUUUAAGCAAGGUCAAUUCGUGAUCGAGGACGAGGUCAAGGAAGACUCGAGCGCGCCGCCGUCCGUCGCCGCCGUCGUAGAACAGCAACCGGAAGACAAUUCCGGUGUCGAUUCGGUAACGUCUGCGGUGGCCGGCAUUCAGCAGCAACAGUCUGGCAGCGGCCCAGGUCUCGGCGAAAGUAUAGAGCUAGCGGCGGCUUUGCCUUACACUGGAAGCACAACCAACGUACAUCCGUGGCUGUCCUCCAUGGUCAACUACGCACAACCUGUCAAAUUCGCCGGCUUCGACGUUGCCGAACAGAAGAAUCUUCACCACAAUAUGUCUUCCUUCGCGGAAACGGCUGGUCUGAACUACUUAAAAACGUCGGCCAUCGAGUUCGUAAAUUACAACAAACGGCAGAUGAGCCGAAUUUAUCCGAAAGGUACCCGAGCUGACUCUUCCAAUUACAUGCCGCAGGUCUUCUGGAACGCUGGCUGCCAAAUGGUGUCGCUGAACUUCCAGACCGCGGAUUUACCCAUGCAACUGAAUCAAGGCAAGUUCGAGUACAACGGCUCUUCGGGCUAUUUGUUAAAGCCGGAUUUCAUGAGACGCGCCGACAGGAGCUUCGAUCCUUUCGCUGAGAGCCCCGUGGACGGAGUAAUCGCCACACAAUGCAGUGUUCAAGUUAUAGCAGGCCAGUUCUUAUCUGACAAGAAAGUUGGAACUUAUGUGGAAGUCGAAAUGUACGGUUUACCAACCGAUACGAUACGUAAGGAAUUUCGCACCAGAGUGGUUCCUGCCAACGGAUUGAACCCCGUCUAUAAUGAAGAGCCUUUCCUCUUCAGGAAAGUCGUCCUGCCAGAUUUGGCUGCUUUGAGAUUCGCAGUAUACGAUGAGUCAAACGGCAAACUGCUGGGGCAAAGAAUCGUUCCUUUGGACGGUUUGCAAGCCGGAUAUCGACACAUCGCGUUGCGAACCGAAGCUAAUUUUCCCAUGUCUCUGCCUAUGCUGUUUUGUAACAUCGACAUUAAAAUUUACGUGCCGGACGGUUUCCAAGAAUUUAUGGACGCCUUGACAGCGCCGCGAGCAUUUAGGAAGACCGAAAGUAUGUCGCAGAAUAAAAUGCGCGGCUUGGGAAUCGAAGAGAGCGAUAGCAAGAAUAAUAUGGACGCUGUAGCGCCUCAUCAUCACGAAGCGGCUAAACCGAGAGAGGAGAUGAAGUUCGAUCCGAUUACCUUGGAUACUCUGAGACACGAGAAGGGUUAUCAAAAAGUAUUACGAAAACAACAAAAAGAAUUGGAGUCGUUGAGAAAGAGGCACCACAAGGAGAAGCUCACGGUCCAAAAGCAACAUUGCGUUGCUAUAGAGAAAAUUAUUAAAGGAAAGAACAAAGCGGAGAUUUCAAGGGACUCUAUCGUUCGUCGCGCCGUUACCGAACAGACCGCUCAAUGGUCUCGUUUGGCUGACAGACAACGGCGAGAAGAACGCGAUCUGGUACGUGGACACCUGGAGGAGCGACGGGCGCAAGUGUGCAAAUUGUGUGGAACUGCGCAGUUGGCACAGCAGAAGCAAUUGACCGCGCGGCACGAGCGCGAGAUCAAGGACAUGAACGCACGGCAAGCGAGAUUGUCGGUGGAGAGCAUGAGGGAGGUGAUGAACGAUAAGACUCUGAAAUCGCGAGGGAUCAAGGAGGGCAGGCUUCGAGAAAAGCAACAGAACAACACGAAGAAGUUCAUGGAGGAGCGUAAAGUCGCUCAGAUGAUUCAAAAUAGGGAGAAAGAGAAACUCAAGGUGAUCCAUGAGAAGCAGUUGGAAGAGCUGCAGAAAGAUAUGAACGCGAUUAUGGAUAUGUACAAGGACGAGGAGAUGGAACUGGAACCUAAGACUGAAUUCUACGUGUAACGAGUGUCAGCCGAGUUUCUCCGCGAUUCUCCUCCGUAGCAAGUAAUGUGCUACGACAAUGAGGACUGUUUUCAGACGAUUUACUAUUAUCGUUAAUUAUACUUGGAAUUGGGAUCAAGCUUCGUUAGCUAUCGUUCUCGUAUCUGCCGACGCAUGUCGCGCGUUGUGAGAAGCAGAGACAAACAGAAGCAACCACACUAAUGUUUCUAAUUCAUUCAGCCGAGUAUUUUUUUAUAUAAACAGACAUCUCGUGUCUCCAUACUGUCCGAGUACCUAGACUAUUAAGGGAGUCAAUAAAAUUUAAAAAAGUGAUCUCUAGUCAAGUAUUAGGUAUAUAUUCGUAUAUAAAAUAUAUAUGUAUAUAUAACGAUCGCGGGAUUGAUUAAGCGGUGAGAGACAUUCACCGCCCGAUAAACGUCGAAGUAAAUAUUUUUCGAUUGUUAACACUAUUGUCGAAGUCUAUCGAAGAGGAGAAUGUGUAUAUGCGUGCGUGUGUGAAACUGUCGUCUGUGUUUGUGAGUCGAUGCCUAAUUCCGAGAGGAAACUUUUCGCUGUUACCGUGACGAUUCCUAGACCAUACAUACCUUGAGUUGAGAGACGCUCUCACGGUCGGACUUAACCGAUAAUUCUCGUGACUGCUGAUAAUGAUUAGAAUAUUAGAGAAUUAGAAUCUCGAGAUCGUACAAUUUUCAACCAUGAUCGUAAGGAGCGCCCUUUGGCGGGGCGAAGCUCUCGCACGAAUGGUCACAUAGGGUUGUAAAUAAAGAUUAAACGAGAGCCUAGCACAAUGAUUACCA